CUCCAUUCCUGCCAGUAGGAGAACUUCAAGAGCCUGUACCUUCAUCUUCCGUGGUCAGGUUGGGAUUGGCAAAUCGCAGUUGAUAAACGUCCAUCCCCUCAUUGAGUUCAAGAAUUAGUCGGCCUACUAUUGCACCUCCGUUGUCAGUCAUAUAUUAAAGGAAUGCGACGGUAGUUCAAGUGUUGUAUUUCAAUGGCAUGGGCUUCGGCAGUUGCAACUUUGCUUUACUCUAUCAUAUACCCCUUGACAUUUUUGGCAUAUUGUGUGUAUGGGCUACUAAACCUUUUGGUCACCCCACUGUGGAAACUGGGACUUGGUGUCUUAAACCUUGCCCUCCUCCCUCUAAGGAUUCUUGCUAAAUUUGAGGCCGUGCUGCUAUUCUUCGCGACCGCUUUAAUUAUCGGGUUGAUCCUCGGCACUGUAGUACAUCUGACCAGUGCAUUUGUCAUUGAGACGCUUAACGAGUCAUUGGGAUUCUCUGAAAACCCACCGAGUCGUGAAGAUUCAAAGACUCGGUCACGUCGGUCCGCCGACGUAGUCCGGAAGCUUCCAUUUGCAGGGAGACCAAGAUCAUCUAGAGACAUUCUUGUGGAAUGGCCUGACACGAGGGAGGUCAAACCUCUCGGUGAUACGGGAGGUUUACUCUCUUCCUCAAUUUUAGAAGAAGAGGAAUUCAGCCAUGAUUCUGCUUAGCAAGCUGAAUGUUCUGCUAAGGCACAUGGAAACUCCCUGUGUUAGCCCAUAGAGAGAUUACGAUUGAAGACGAGGAAAUGUCAAAACGAAACUCAACUGCACUAUGGAAGUAUUCUAUAUGGCAUCGAUCCCAAUGUUCAUUUUGGGCCCUGUCAAUCGCUGACAGGCUCGGCAACUGAGGCGGUUCAGGGAGGCAUCCUGGUUAACUGCGAGCAGGGCCAUAAGAGGGUCAUGUCUCACCGGUCUAUGGAUCGUAUGUACAUUAGCCAGGAUAUAAAAUGAACUAACUUCCAGUACAAACGGAUACCGAAAACUAGCGCACAAAAGCAACAAGAGCAACAACUCGAGUGUUGAAUGUUAGUACGCUGAAGACCAAUUCUCACCCAACACGAUUAUAGAUGCGAUGACCUGAGAUACUUUCCCAAAAUGACAAUUAGACGGUUAAUG
This is a messenger RNA of Aspergillus novofumigatus IBT 16806, 1140 nucleotides long. RefSeq lists its product as uncharacterized. The transcript is spliced from 2 exons. NCBI's taxonomy places the organism in Eukaryota, Fungi, Ascomycota, Eurotiomycetes, Eurotiales, Aspergillaceae. The coding region runs from base 193 to 693 and encodes 166 amino acids. The record is from RefSeq and is a predicted model, not a curated record.